AUGGGGCUGGAGAACCACACAGUGGUAACUCAUUUCAUCCUCUUAGGAAUCCCCAACACCGAUGGCUUCGAGACCAUCCUUUUCUUCACCUUCUUAGCCUGUUAUCUUUGCAUCCUGCUGGGCAACUUGCUCAUCAUCUCAGCUAUCCUCGCUGACCGCCGCCUGCACACCCCCAUGUACUUCUUCCUCUGCAACGUUGCUGCGCUGGACAUUGGCAUCUCUUCCAUCAGCAUCCCCAAAUUGCUGGACAACCUCUGGGCCAACAGUAAAAUCAUCUCACUGGGCGGGUGCAUGGCCCAGGUCUUCUUCUUCCACCUUCUGGCCAGCACUGAAAUUCUGUUCUUCACCAUCAUGGCUUUUGACCGGUACAUGGCCAUCUGCCACCCACUGCACUACCUGCUCAUCAUGAAUCGCAGGGUGUGCACCCUUCUAGCCACUGGCACCUGGAUCGUCUGCUCCUUCGAAGCCAUCAUCGUCACCAGCCUGACCUUCACGCUGCCCUACUGCGGGUCCAACGUAGUGGAUUAUUUCGUCUGUGACAUCUUCCCCGUGGCCAAGUUGGCCUGUGCAGACACGUACAUCUUGGAGACAGUGAUCUUUAUCAAUAUUGGGGUGGUGCCCAUGAGCUGCUUUGUCCUCAUCCUCACGUCCUACAUCCGGAUCAUCUCCUGCAUCCUGAAAAUGAAUGCGGGGGAAGGGCGUCGCAAAGCGGCCUCCACUUGUGCCUCCCAUCUGGCUGUGGUCACCAUGUUCUUUGGGCCCUGUGCUUUGAUAUACACUCACCCAGAGAUGAGCAAAGUGCUGGUGACCCCUGUGAACAUUUUUGGCAAUGUGGUCACGCCCAUGCUGAACCCGGCCAUCUACACGCUGCGCAACAAGGAGGUGAAAGCGGCUCUGAGAAAACUGGGAGGGAGUCAGAGGCCUGCAGGUUGA
Molecule: messenger RNA, 933 nt
Organism: Pelodiscus sinensis (Chinese soft-shelled turtle)
Lineage: Eukaryota; Metazoa; Chordata; Testudines; Trionychidae
Source: RefSeq, a predicted model, not a curated record